This is a messenger RNA of Racocetra fulgida, 1617 nucleotides long. The record is from the annotation of a GenBank genome assembly. Lineage: Eukaryota; Fungi; Glomeromycota; Glomeromycetes; Diversisporales; Gigasporaceae.
AUGCAAAGUAACAUUUCAUCAAUCGAAGCUCCCAGUACAAUGAGUGGAAAUACACUAAAUCGACCAGCUCAAGCUUCACAAUCAUUAUAUCCAUUAUGUCGAGAUCUUUUAGGAAGACUUUAUUGUGUGGAAGGAUUUGAACAGUAUUUAUUGCAAGGACAAAGCAUUGUGCCGAGUAACGGCUCAAUAGUUGGAACUCCGACAUCAGAAAAUGGCCCUAGUAGUUUAGUUCUUAAAUACGAUCCUGUAACUCUUCUAUGGCAGACUUUUCGGUUAGGUUAUCCUCUUUGUGCGCUUUUUAAUGCUUUGAAACCUCAAAAACCAUUAAAGAUUGAUGAUUCAAAACCUGGAAACACCAAUAAGUCUAAAGCUAGUGUAUAUAACUUUUUGGUUGCUUGUCGGGAAGAAUUUGAAUUAAAACCAGAACAAAUGUUUUCAAUCACACAAUUGUAUCAAGAUGAUACGAAUGGUCUUCUUAAUUUAUCUCGAAAGAAAGAUUUGGGAAGAUCAGAUCCCAUGAAACCCACUGAUAAUCGAGCCAGGGUAGUGCAUGAAUUACUAGAAACUGAAAGAAAAUAUGUUCAGGAUAUGGAAGAAUUAAUAAAAUUUACUGAUAAAGAGGAUAUACAUUAUGAGGAAAUUAAAUGCGGUCUCAACGCAAUCAAACGUGUUGCUGAUCGUGUAAAUGAAACUCGACGUCAACAAGAAAAUGCUGCCGUUGUUAAAGAUUUGGAACGCCGUGUAGAAGAUUGGAAAGGUCAUCGAAUUGAGCAAUUUGGUGAACUUUUACUUGAAGAUGUAUUUACUAUGUCUAAAGAUGAUUCUGAGCGCGAAUAUCAUGUAUAUUUAUUUGAGAAGAUUCUACUUUGUUGUAAAGAAACAAAUGCAAAAAAACAACAAAGUGAUAGUGAGAUGGAAUCUUUCUCUCUCAAAUGUCGAAAUGAGGAACAACUUAAACAAUGGAAAUCCACGUUAGAAAAAUUAUUAACAGAUUCAGGAAAUAAUAACAAUCGACAUACUUUGACGAAAGGACAAUUCGAUAAUAAUGCAACUACUCCCUCGAAACGCACCGGGCUAAAAAGUCAAUCAUUACCUUAUGGUCAAUUACCUUCUUCAUAUAAUGAGAAGGGUAGACCGAAAACCAAUGAUUCUGUAGCACCACCCCCUUAUGCUUGGGAUCCAAAUUCACCACCAAUACCACCCGUUAUGCCAAAUUCACAUUUGCAACAUCGAUCACAAUCAAGUUCAUCACUUCAAACUAUGGCACGUAAUGGACUUUCAACUGCACCUCCAACCAUGGCAACAUUCCCCUCAAAUGCAAUUAUGCAGAUGGAAAAUACGGGUUACUAUCCGAAUUCUCCACCACCAUCGUAUCCUGGUUCACCAGCUCCAUCUACUCGUAGUAGUGCGACAUCACAUUCUAGUACUAAUCAUAUGAGUAUAUGGCAACGUAGAAGUGUUGAACAUCCAUCACCUCUUGCAGGUACUAUUGCCAAAUUUAUGAUGAAUGAGGACGAAGAAAAUAAUAAUAUUCCACCACCACCAAUCCAACGUUCUCAUUCUCAUAGUGCAGCGGCAGGUCAAACAUUUCAGCAAACUAAUGGACCUGUACCAAAU